UCUACCGAGACGGAGAACCGAAUCUCUCUCCGGGGACAGGUCUUCGUGACAAUUGCGGUCAAUCAGGCUGGCACUGUCAGAAACGUGACUGCACGUUCCCAGUCGGAAGAGGUUGAGACGCUCGUCGGCGACCGAGCGGUCCAGACGUGCCUCGUCGAUCUUCUCAAAGAGAAGCAUCGGAUCUGUGCCUGCGUCACCUGCCAAUUCUAUCAGGUUGUAAAGAGAUAUAACGAUCCUUCGGUUGCAGAGGCAUAGAUCAUUAACGAAGGAUCAAACCAGAAUCGAGAUAUACCCGAGGAUUUCACUAAAAAUCAAGAACGUGCAACUGAAUCGGGGAUAUUUUGGUCGGAGAAAAAGUUCCAAGAGAGGGGAAAAGUACACUGUGAUCCACGAAACCUAAAUACCGAGCUAAGAAUAUUAACUACUGUACAUCGUGUCAUCUUUAGCUCCGACGAGCCUGCGAGAUCGGCCUGGAGAACCAAAGAAUCCAGAUCGUGCCUAUACAAGAGUCGCACGCUUUGGCUGGGACAACCACGGACAGGUCACCUGCUAUCGACCGAUCGAUUGCAAUUACUUUCGGGACAGAAAGUAAAGAAAAACGAGGAGGAAAAAAAGACGCACAAAGUGCUCGUGGACGGGCAUCAAUGCAUCCCAGACAGUGGGAAGGGUUGAUUUUGCCGAGAAGCCAGCAUUGUCUCGAGACGGUGGCCCGUUAUCGUCUACGGAGUAUUUCAUGAUCGUUUCCCCAUGAGAGAAACCAGCUACGCUAUCGUCGUUACGAUCGUCAUCGUGAUUACAUCUCACCUGCUACGUCCGCGACAUUGUCCGGCGUUGUCCGAGAAAAAGUGCCAGACUGUGAUACUAGCCCGUGUGAUAGAGAAAUCGCCUUGUGAUCCGUGUUUUACCUCAACAUACUCAAUGUCCGCGAAUCGAUUGAACAUACUUGUGACCCUGAUGAUCGCCAUCGCGUUCCUUGCAACUGAAUCAGGAAACGCACAAGCGGACGGUUAUCCCCAAUUUAAUCCGAAGCGACCCACCAUGAGCGUGCCGCAGAAAUAUUGCGGCAAGAAGCUCUCUAAUGCUCUACAGAUAAUCUGUGAUGGCGUGUACAAUUCCAUGUUUAAAAAGAGUGGUCAAGCCCGGGAAGAAGCGAGUACCGGCCACAGGGAUAUCAACUUUGACUACGUACGCACCCAAGAAAUGGAGAUGGCCGACUAUCCGUUAGCUUACGAAUUUCCCCCGUUCCUGCCCCGAGCGAGAGCACGAGGGAUGCUAGAUGGACCGUUCGCCGGCAGACGCUAUCGAAGGCAAUCGCGAGGCAUCCACGAGGAAUGCUGUCUCAAUGCGUGCACGAUAAGCGAACUGUCCAGCUAUUGCGGUCUGUAAGCGCGCGUUCGGAAACCGGUAAUCCCUUCGACCUCCGCUUUACCGCUCGUUCACCAUGCAACCGAAUAAUCUUAGACACAAGCGCGUAUAUCCAUAUAUUUACAUACAGAACAUACACACAUAUAUACACACACACACACACACAUACACGCAAACACACACACACACAUGCACACACCACAUAUGUGCAAUACAUAUUUGGAAAGUUUACCAGUUGCGUCAUCGUUCAUGCUGGAGACUGACUCGUGAUAAUUAUGUAUACAUUUAUGUAAUUUUAUGCGGAGAAACUGAUUUCUCUCAACGCAUGAUCAUGUGCGGAAUUGUAUUAUUUUCUUCAUGAUUUUCUAAGGACAAAGAGAUAGCGAGGAUAAGACAAAACUCGAAAGAGACAUAAAAUCUUAAAAAUGAAGUAUAAAAUAACCAGAAAUCUUAUGUUCUUCAAAUUAACUACAUCUAAAAUUACUGUCUAAAAUUAUAAUAAUUUUUUUUAUGACUGAAAAUGUUUUUUAUACAUUAUAAUUAUGUGGUGACAGUCUAUUAUUGUAGAUAAUUUAGAAACAAGAUCUAUUUAGUCGGAUUUAAGUUUCUUUGGUUUUUAAGUCCCGAUAUUUAUUCGUAUAUUUUAUAUAACUCUUCCUUCGCUUACUUUGCCUUUCUGUGACCAUGAAAUAAUUAAAGCAAAGUUCUCGAAAUGUCUGACAAUGUGUUAUACGUACAAAACAUUUUACAACCAAAAUUAUUUUACUUAAAUUGUUGACAAUUUAUUAUAAUAAAUUGAACCAGAGGUAUUAUGCCCCAAAAUUUCAUCUUGUUUCUGUAAACAUGAUCCUUUCGCUAUAAAUGUGCACAUUGAUCAAGAGCUUUGAAUCACGAUUUAUAGAUAAGCUAUGAUAUACUAUUGAGAAUGUGUAAAAGAUUAAUGAUUUCUCGAAAGGCGUCAAAUUGCAGUGAAAUUAAAUAUUUAUGGAGCGUACAGCUUAUAAUCGUCCGCGAUAUUUAUCAUAUACUUUUUACGAUCGAAAGAAGUAGCAUCAAUGCUCAUAUUUUGUGAAUCAGUCUGCGAAAGUUAAAUCGGGAAAAAGAAUUAACGUUAAAAAAAAAACAAGAAAUCAAUCGUGAUCUGUAAGCACUAUGUAUAUGUAUAUCUAGCGUGCGAUCUCAUAUAAUUAUACUGGCGAUCAUUGUGCGACAUAUAUGAAAAAUGAAAGACGCGCAUGUUGACGAUGGUCACGCGACUUUAUGCUUACCUCGAAAUCGAUCUUGGACUUGGAUAUUGGCUUGUAUUUUUUUAGUUUGUAUUUUUUUUUUUGUCGAACAACAUCGAACGACGUACGUAAUAAAUGUUUUUAUUUAUAUGUACGAGUAAUUGCGCCUUUCUUGUUUUGACCGACGAAGGUUUUUUACGUAUACAUUUUACAUUUCGACGACUCUACAAAGGCGUGCAUCGUUGGCAAAUGUUCUGCUCGUGAGCUAAGCGUUGAAAGAUUUGUCGCGAUUAUCGGAGGAUACAGUCUCAACUUGCAUAGUUAUUUCUGACGCGCAGAAGAAAUAGCUCGAUAGCCAUUAAUUUCCUUGUAAUAACUUCCUCUCUUUUUUUAAUAUCAAACUCGAGAUCCGUUAAAUAACGCGAAAAGGAUCAUCAUCAUGAAUGUCAUGGAUGUCGUGUUUACUAUUUUACUCUGUAGCUUGCGUUAUUUUUAAUCUGCCAGAGGCUGUGACAAAUUUCAAUGAGUACUCCACGAUUAUAUUCUCUGCGCGCGCGCAUAUGGUGAUAUUAUUCUUAUUCAUAGAACAUGUAUACAAUGAUAAUGUAUCCUAUUCUCGAGGGAAGGACCAAGAUAGAUUGCGCUCGCGUAAAACGAUCGGAAAGCUCAGAUUAUGCACAUCGAUGUAUCGCUUGUAGUGAAAUACGUGAGUAAGAUCGGUUGAUACGGCGAUCUAAAUGAGUGUUUUUGGCUAACUAGGUACUUUAAGCCGUGCAGUAAAAAAUAAUCUUAAUGAGACAAUAUAUAUUAGUAAAACGAUAUAAACAAUAUGUAUCAGUAAAACAAUAUAAUAAGCCAAAAUUACGAAAAAGUUUUAUGAUUAUUUGAUGAUCGAUUUAGGUUGAACCGCGUGACAAAAAAGAAUGACGAAUAAGAGAAAAUAAUUAUUGUAAAACGAAUAUAGGAUAUUGUUGUGAAGAAACUGCGAUAAAUUAGCGAAGCCAUGAAUCGAAUGUCGUGAAAAACUACAUUCGCCGAACAUUUGUUUGAAAAGUUUUAUAAUGAUAUCAUUUUUUUUUUUUCGCUGAGACAGUGUUAACUUUUGUAACGUAUUGAGUGAUCUCUAAAUCGCAUGUCAUUAAUCUCGUCACGCACAUUUAGCAUAAGAGCAUGUUCCAUUCCGAGUUAUAUUGUCAUCACCGAAGAGUUGUUUUAAUGCUUCUCCUGCGCGAUUAACUAAUCUGUUUAGGUAAAUCUGUAAGCAGCGAAUCUAAUUUUUAGCUAAUCUCGAGUAAAUUGACGCAAUCUAUUUCGUUGCGAUUCGCGAAGGAAGUUCGGUAACAUGCAAAUUCGAACGAGUACAUUCUCUUCGUCUAAUUUUUAUAAUUUUUACAAAAGAUGCGUUAAUAAUUUUUAAUCAAUAUUUUAUAAAUGAUUUAGGUUUUUUUAAAGAAAUAAAAAAAAGUCGAAAAAAUUGGCUUUAUUCUUUAUAAUUUUUUUAAUCUCGACUAAAAUUGAUUAUUUGAUAUUUUCCUUUCGAAUUUAGAAAGUCACCGAAUUUUUCUUAUAAUCAUAAUAUCAUUUUCAUGCGCGCUUCUCAUCUACUCGCCGUUGGAUCUCUCGUGAAUAAUGCGACAAAAUGAAUAACCGUCAAGGUCAUAAGUUAUUGAUUAGAUGAGAGUCAUCGUAAUCACAUUUAUCAUGCUCAUCAUUUCAAGAUUAUGUCCUAUUUGCCGCGUUAGCGACGUUAUGAUCAUUUUUAUCAUUUUUCAUUCUCUCGUCAUUCCUUGUCAUCGCCAUAAUAAGAUGUGAUCUGUAUCGCUAAUGUUGCUGCCAGGCUUGCUUCAGUACAUUUCGACCGCGUUUCUCGCCUGCUACUUUCCCUUCCCUUUCAUCUAUCCUCGUUUCAUUUUGGCAAUCUCCCUCAUGCAAUGAUUGUAAUAUAAUGUGGAAACAAGUAAGGGUCGAGACACACGAUGAAACAGCGAAAUCAGAUAUAAACAGUAAGGGAUACAGUUUACAACAACGUACAGCAAAAUAACCACAUUUAUAUCAAGUAAUCGGUAUCACAAGAGACAUACAAUUAAAUAUGUACGAAAAAAAAAAAAAUCAAACAGACGGAUAACUUCAGCGAGAUUGUAUAGAAAAGGAUGUUCGAACAUGUGCGAUGCAAAAUGAAAUGAAAUCUAUUCGGAGCAAAUAUUCGUUUUUUAUAUUUGUAUUAUUUAUUGAUAAACAAUAUUUAUGCUAUUCAUUUUGUGUCUCGGUCCUGACACGUCGCUCGAUCCUAUGCGGAAACGCGGUAGUGCUUUUUGCUGCUGCGACUGCGAACGAGAGACAGAGAUCAGGCGCUCCGGCGAGAGGAGC
This is a messenger RNA of Cataglyphis hispanica, 4958 nucleotides long. It is a transcript of the gene Ilp1, whose product is annotated as LIRP. The transcript has 4 exons. The record is from RefSeq and is a predicted model, not a curated record. Gene Ontology annotation, cellular component: extracellular region. Gene Ontology annotation, molecular function: hormone activity. The coding region runs from base 748 to 1386 and encodes 212 amino acids. NCBI's taxonomy places the organism in Eukaryota, Metazoa, Arthropoda, Insecta, Hymenoptera, Formicidae.